Messenger RNA from Poecilia reticulata (guppy), 2042 nucleotides. It is a transcript of the gene haus4, whose product is annotated as HAUS augmin-like complex, subunit 4. Lineage: Eukaryota; Metazoa; Chordata; Actinopteri; Cyprinodontiformes; Poeciliidae. Gene Ontology annotation, molecular function: microtubule minus-end binding. Gene Ontology annotation, cellular component: HAUS complex. The record is from RefSeq and is a predicted model, not a curated record. Gene Ontology annotation, biological process: spindle assembly; centrosome cycle.
UAUCCAACAUCACGUCAAUUCAAAUCAAUAUACAGUGUAAACAACACAGACAUACCGACUGACAAAAUAGUAAAAGCAGGAUUACACGGUGGUUGUAGUAGAAGAUAGGACUUUCAUCUCAUGAUUCUGACUUUAAUUUAAUUCCGAUCAAAGUCAAAAUUACCUUGUUACUCUAAAAAAAUAAAAAUCAGCAUUUUGAGAAAAAAGUCAGAGGGUGACUUUUGAUGUGCUCUUCCGUAGCACAUCAUAUUAUAGCUAUAACAUGUAUUCCUGUCUAUGUUUAUGGCUACCAUAUACAUUAAUAAGUAGUAAUUUCUACGAUAACUACAAUCAAAAGUCUUAACUAAAGAUUUCUGUGAUAUGAACACUCGCUCCGGAUAUGGAAUGACGUCGUGGAACCCGUGUUUACGCGCUGUGACCAUGUGGGCUAGUUAACCAAUAGAAUGACCUGCUGUAGGCGCGCGCAACUUGAUUCAGGAAGCAGUCGUUGAGUUGUGGCGUCGCUAUUUUUCUUUUAUUUUUCGUGGGAGAAACAAAGUAAGAAGGUCGAACCAAAUCUUUUGACAUUAUUAAGCUGCAAAAGGAGAAACAUUGAACAGAAAAAAAAUGUUCGUUGGGAUCGAGACAACGAACAUAUUAGUGCUGGGGUCGGGAGACAAUUUGCAUCAACAGGUUCUCGCCUCCUUCCCGCUGUGUGACGUGACAGAGGAAGAUUUGACCCAGAAUCCUCAGUUCUGUAAACUCUUGGCCACUCUGACUCAACAUGUGGACAGAAGUGGACUCACUGUCCCACUUAAAGCAGACCUGGACAGGGCUGAGCAGAAGUUGCAGAGCCAGAAGCGCCAGUGGCUCCGCUUUGAGAGCCUCCACAGAGGGCUGCAGGAGAUGAUCCAGGAGUUCUACGUCCGGAAGCACAACUCCACCGUUCCCCCUGACCAGAACAUGUUCUAUGAAACAAUGGAGAGGUGUCUGCGUGUGACUCGGUGUGCCAAGCAGCUGGAUCCCAGCAGCAUCACAAGUCAGGACCAGCCAUCCGUUUUGGGCCUAACGCCCCAACAAGUGCUCCAGCUCCUGCCUUCAGAAAAGAAUGUCCAACGAAUGAAACAGGCUCUUCCCAGACAGCUGGAGAGACGUCUGAAAGAGAAGUGUCUGAGCCUCGUCUCUUAUUAUCAACCUGAAUGGGAGAAUGAGAGUGAGGGUCUGAAGACCAACAAGCUGUCUCAUCUGUCCACCCUGCUGGACAAAGACAAGAAAAGAACAGAGCUGCUGAAGGAGACGUGUCGAGAAAACACUGUCCUGUUGCAAAGACAAACCCAGCUCUACCUCUCUGAGUUGAUUAAAUGCGUCCAGCUGCUCCAGACGCUCAUCUUGGAUCACAGACUGAAGAUCCAGACAGACCUGGACAGGAAGAAAUUGGAUUACUUUGAAGGCAAAUGUGAACUGGUCUUGCAGAAGAUAAAAACUGAGAUGGUGGAAAUUCAGCUGGACACUUACUCUCUUGACACAAUUUCUGCUCACCGAAAAAUAAGGGAGAACCUGGAGAGCGAGCUGACGGCUUGUAAAGCAGAGAAGCAGGCUUUGGAGAUGAAGCUGUCAUCGUUUGAGAUCUUGGGGAAAGCGUUUGAGGCGCUGGCCGACGAGUACUGCAGAUUACGGCAGGAGAUAGACAUGAAAAACUGGGCUCUGAAAGAACUGACCAAGUACAAUGAAAAAUAGCUCCCGUCUGAUAUAGAAUUUACUGUUUGGAUUCCCUUCUUUUUGAAUUAAACAGUUCUGCAGAAAGAUAAUGCGGAACUAGUGAUAAAAAAUGGUGUGGACAUUUGGUUCAUAAAAUUUUUAUUGCGGAGUUCUUCCAAUAACACAUCUUAGUUUAAAUACUCAAAUAAGAUGAGUAUCUAUAGUCCAUAACUACUUCAAUCCUACUUUAUACCAACUAAAGUUCAAAGUCCUCUUCUGUAAUUACAUACUGUUUUCCUUGGAAGAGUAUAACGUGUUGUGUGUGUGGUUCAUAUUGAUGUAUAAUUAAAUUGUUGUAUAUAGAA